Suillus clintonianus is the source of this 222-nucleotide messenger RNA. RefSeq lists its product as uncharacterized. The annotation marks the transcript as partial. The transcript has a single exon. NCBI's taxonomy places the organism in Eukaryota, Fungi, Basidiomycota, Agaricomycetes, Boletales, Suillaceae. The record is from RefSeq and is a predicted model, not a curated record.
AGCCCCGUCUUCUUUGUGGAGGUCAAACCACCCAGUGACGCUAACAGUGCUUUGAAAAGGUAUGAAGUAGAUGAUCAAAUGAGGAGGAGGUUUCCACAAUUGCAUGGUCAAAUACAGGUAUCCACCAUGUAUGGGAUGAGCACACUGGGGAGGAACAUGUGCUUCUAUGAGAUGGAAACAGCAAUGGGCCACGUAUCCCCGGUAGCAGGUUGCACUGAUUAG